Molecule: messenger RNA, 870 nt
Organism: Entrophospora sp. SA101
Lineage: Eukaryota; Fungi; Glomeromycota; Glomeromycetes; Entrophosporales; Entrophosporaceae
Source: the annotation of a GenBank genome assembly
AUGAGUUCACAACAUUUCAUUCCUCCAUUAAAUUAUGGUAUGAUUGAAGAAGAUUUAUAUAGAUCAGGACAGCCAAAUGAAUUGAAUUUUCCAUUUUUAGAGAAACUUGGUCUGAAAACUGUUGUUUGGUUAGCUCCUGAAGAACCAAAUCAACGAUUUAUAAAUUUUAUUGAUGACCAAGAAAUUCACUUUUAUCACUUGGGUGUAAUUUCAUCAACAACAAAUGCAUGGGAUCCCAUUACUGAAGAAGUGGUAUUAGAAGCUUUGGAAUUGAUUCUUAAUUCUCAUAAUUAUCCAAUGAUUAUUAUGUGUAAUUUAGGUAGACAUAGAACUGGUACUAUUGUAGGAUGUUUACGUAAAUUACAAAGAUGGAAUUUGACUUCAAUUUUCGAAGAGUAUCGUCGUUAUGCUGGUCCUAAAGUUAGAGUUUUAAAUGAACAAUUUAUUGAAUUAUUUGAUACUGACUUGAAAACUGAUGGGUUAAAACAUUUUGUUGAAGGAAUAAGCGAAAAUACUUCUUUUGGAAUUGAUGAUGGCGGAUUACUCAACCAAAUGUAUUUUUGCUCAGUUAAGCCGAAUGGUGGAUCCAACUCUGGAUAUUUCAAAAAACUAAUUCUAGAUUUUUUCCAAAUUAUUUGGGUUGCAUCAGAUUUUGACCACAAUAAAUUACGAAAAUAUUUACAUGCGGUUGAUAAAUUGUAUAAAUCGUAUGUGUUAGAAUCGAAUAUUGUACAAUCUGAUUUACAUGCAAUAAACUCGCGUAAAACUGUAAAUAAUUCACAUAUUGUUACACAAGUCAUUUUAAUUUCUAUAAUGAAAAAAAAAACGAUCAAAAAAAAAGAUCCAUUAAAUGUUAAUGAAUGGAGCUGA